UUUUCAAAAUUUAUCAAUCUCAUCUUUCCUAAACACAAAACGUGGAAUGCGGUUUCUAACGCGUCUACCUUUGGAUGAUCACAGGGAAGAGAAUAAUUCUCGAAAUAAUAUCUUGACACCUGUGCAUAAAUUUCAUAAAUCUACAGAAAAACAGAUUGGCCGGAAAGUAGGUUAAGUUUGACAUCUGAAAAGGAGCAGUCAAAGUCCAUAUGGUAAAGGUGGGAACAUUCCAUUGAUCCUUCAAGCGUAGUUUUGGUCGUUCAACCAAUCACAACGUGGAGGGCUUGUCUGUCAAGGCAGUUUCCUACGUAAGGGUUGCAUCUUCUGGAAUUGAGUGGUGAACAACCUUACGACUUUAACAAUGGGAAGGAGGAGAAGAAGAUUAUAUAGUUUCUGUUGUUUAGAUUGGUAGAAGUUGGGGAAAGUUAAGUCUGUUGCUCAUAUGAUCAUGGAUAGCUAUACCAGUCCCAUUUUGAAUUGGGUUAUUGUUCUAUUCGCAUUUGUUGGGGUUUUUCAGCAUUCAAAUGGGCAAGGCUUCAGUCUGCAGUUACAUCACAAAUUCUCUGAACAAGUGAAAACAUGGAUGAAUCUCAAACAUGGAAUGGACAGAGGGGAUUGGCCGGCGGAGGGAAGCACAGAGUAUUACAAUACACUUUAUCAUCAUGACAAUGUUCGCCAUGGUCGGAAUCUGAAAAAUUAUCCAUCUCUCACCUUUGCGGAUGGAAACGAGACAGUCAAAUUGAAAAAUCUGGGAUUUUUGUACUACACCUCGGUCCAACUGGGCACACCAAAUGUGAGCUUAUUUGUAGCACUUGACACUGGAAGUGAUUUGUUCUGGGUACCCUGUGAAUGCAAGCAAUGUUCUUCCCUAACACUAAGCAGCAAUAAAUCGAAUAUUACUUUAGCGACCUACACUCCAUCUGCAUCACAGACAUUUAAGCCUGUCACUUGUGCUAGUGAUCUGUGCUCUCUAUCGAAUAGCUGUUCAAAAUCUACUGAUCAAUGCCCAUACAAUAUUUCCUAUGUUUCUGAUAAUACAUCCAGUUCAGGAACUUUAGUAGAGGACGUUCUUUAUUUGACUCCUGGAGAUGGCAGACAGAAUGGAGAAGUGGUGAAGGCACGGAUCACAUUUGGGUGUGGGAGUAUACAAACAGGUUCGUUUAUAGAUGGUGCUGCUCCAGAUGGUCUACUUGGGCUUGGCAUAGAGAAUAUCUCUGUACCUACCAUUUUAUCAAAUACAGGUUUUGUGGGAAAUUAUUUCUCCAUGUGUUUUCCAAGCAAUGGGAGUUUUGGAAGGUUUACCUUUGGUUAUAAAGGAAGUUCAGACCAAAAACAAACAUCUUUCAUCAUUGAUCCAAAACGCCCAGCAUAUAAUGUAGGUGUGAAGGAAUUUCAUGUAGGAGAAAAGCUUAUUUCAACAGGAUUUCAAGCUCUUUUUGAUACUGGCACGUCAUUUACAUAUUUGGCUGAUCCAGCAUACAAAGAUCUUACUUCAAAUUUUCACUUACAGAUAUCUGAUUCACCCAUAACAAUAGAGGGCAUCCCUUUCGAAUAUUGUUAUAGUGUAAGUGAUAAUCAAAGCAUGAGCAGCGCACCGGAGAUUUCCUUUACCUUCAAUGGAGGAGAGAACUUUACUCUUAUUCACCCAUUUCUACUUAUUAGUGAUGGGAAUACUGGGCAGUUGGUAGCUUACUGUCUGGCAGUGAUUCAAAGUUCAAGCAUGACAAUUAUUGGUCAGAACUUCAUGUCAGGUUAUGAAAUUGUUUUUGAUCGUGAAGAGCUCAAACUGGGGUGGAAACCAAGCAGCUGUUAUCAAGGAACUUAUAGCAACAGUCCAGAAGCAUCACCUGGGCCAGUGGCUGUUAAUUCAUCAGAAAUAUCUAGGAGGCCUUCUAUAUCUCCUGCAGCUCUACCAGCUAACCCUGUGAAUAGUAGUGGUGCAGUUCAUAUGAAUUCACCUUUCUUGCAAUUUGCUUUCUCAAUUUUAACCUCUGCCACCAUUCUUACACUCAUUUGAUUUAAUGUACAAUGAGAAUAGCCUUGACCACAUGUUUUUGCCUUUUCCUUAUUUUGUUUCUGUGGUCCUGUCAUUGGAACCAUAGAAGCUCCACAUUGAUUUCAUUGGUGUAAUAUAUGAAGUACAGACGAAGCUAUGGGAUAGAGAUAUUUUAUUGUCCUUAUUCCUCGGCCAUAAUGUAAUCUUGUCAUAAGCAAUGAAGGAUAAGGGCUACUACUAAUUGAUCAUUCUUCAUGUCUAUAAAAUGUUGAGAAAGGGAGAAAUUCAAUUUUUCUA
Molecule: messenger RNA, 2293 nt
Organism: Cryptomeria japonica (Japanese cedar)
Lineage: Eukaryota; Viridiplantae; Streptophyta; Pinopsida; Cupressales; Cupressaceae
Product: aspartyl protease family protein 1
Exons: 10
Coding region: 443-2017 (524 amino acids)
Biological process (GO): proteolysis
Molecular function (GO): aspartic-type endopeptidase activity
Source: RefSeq, a predicted model, not a curated record